Messenger RNA from Sus scrofa (pig), 736 nucleotides. It is a transcript of the gene SPEGNB, whose product is annotated as SPEG neighbor. Lineage: Eukaryota; Metazoa; Chordata; Mammalia; Artiodactyla; Suidae. The record is from RefSeq and is a predicted model, not a curated record. Gene Ontology annotation, molecular function: protein binding.
CUCCUGGUUGUGUUCUGCUCCUCAGAUGUCCAAAGCAGCUCCCGCCAAAAAACCGGCGGCUGCAACCGCACCUCAGGGAUGUACCCUAGAUAUCAACGACCCCCAGGUCCAGAAAGCCGCCAUUCGCAUCCAGGCCUCUUACCGGGGCCACAGGUCCCGGAAGGAGCUGCGCGAAGGGCCGCCGCGAGUGCUGGAGCCCCUGAAGGAUGUGGUGCUGAUCGAGGGCAGCGCGGCCAAGCUGAUUUGCCGUAUUUCCGCUUUCCCGGACCCAUUCAUCCGCUGGAGCAAGGACGGCAAGGAGCUGCGCGACGGGCCCAAGUAUCGCUACGUCUUCGAAGACCCUGACGUAGUCGCACUGGUGGUGCGCGAUGGCGAGCUGGCAGACCUGGGCCAGUAUAGCAUCAACAUAACCAACCCCUUCGGCCAGUGCUCCGACUCAGCGCGCAUCCUCGUGGAAGUCCCGGCGAAGAUUAAGAAGGGGCCGGAUAACACCAAGGCGCGCAAAGGCACCACGGUAACGCUGACAGCGGAGAUCCUGGGCGAACCUGCGCCGGACGUGGGCUGGGCCAAGGAAGGCGUAGACUUCGAUGAGGAUGACAGAGUGUUCUUCAAGAUCGGCAGUACCACCACCACGCUGACCAUCCGUCGGGCCACGCCAGAGGACAGCGGCAAGUACGAGGUAGUGGAGAACAGCCUGGGCAUGGACCAGAGCUUUGCUCGCGUAGACGUGGCCUGA